AUGGCUGGCGAAGUACGGGAGGAGGAGAGCCUCCGGGUGAAAAUAGGGGAAGCUAAGAACCUACCUCCCCACACUGUCUCCAAUGCUGGCCGCAACACACUGUGUACAAUCAAACUUGAUCGCGAAGAAAUCUUCAGGACACAGAUUGUAGAGAAAGAUCUCAAUCCAUUCUACGGAGAGGAGUUUUCUGGAGAGAUUCCACAUAAAUUUCGAUACCUGUCAUUCUAUAUCUAUGAAGCCAGUCAGAAAACAAACAAGGUUUUAGGGAAAGUUUCUCUGCGGAGACAAGAACUGUAUAAAUACCACGGAAAGGAUCACUGGUUUCCUCUAGUUCCAGCUGAUGCUGAUUCAGAAGUGCUGGGCAAGGUUCAUUUGGAGAUUAAAUUUGAUGAAUUUCUUUGUACAGAUUCAGAACCAACACAAGGACUAUCCAUCAGGGUCGUAGAGUGCAGUGACCUAACUGUUGUCAAUGGAGCAUGUAAUCCAUAUGCAGUUGUGACAUUGAACUACAAAGCAAGACACAAACAGGAAAUCAAGCGAACAAAUGUGCGGAAAAAAACCAUUUGUCCUCAUUUUGAUGAAACCUUUUUCUUUUUGUUAGAAAACAAAGGUCAGAACCAUGACCGGAACAACUAUAACAUAGAGCAUGCGUUCAAAGCCUAUGUAAGUGUAUCCCUCUGGCAUGAUGAUUCACUGGUUUCACGUGAGGUCCUGGGAGGAAUGUUUCCAGGUUCAUUUCUGGGUGAGGUGAAGAUCCCUCUUCAUAACCUCACUACAGGUACUUCACACAAGGCCUGGUACUGCCUUGGAAGCCGAGAGGGCUGGAAACAGUCCCAUCAGGACCUCGGAGCACUCCGCCUCAAAAUCUCCUAUACCUCAGAACAUGUGUUCAAAUCCGAGUAUUAUAAUGAUCUCAGGGAGCUUCUCCUGCAGUCUGUGCAUACUGAGCCGGUAUCAUCUAGUGCAGCUGCUAUUCUUGGUGAUGUAGUUGAAUGUAGACAGGAUGCUGCACAACCAAUCAUGAAGAUAUUUCUCCACCAUAAAAAAUUAGUCCCAUUUGUGAAGGCCUUAGCAAGAGCAGAAAUCAAACGAACUUCGGACCCUAACACAGUUUUCCGGGGUAAUACCCUGAUUACCAAGGUGAUAGAUGAACUGAUGAAGCUAGUGGGAUUACCAUGUCUGCAUGAAGCCAUCAAAGCAACGGUUGAUGAAAUUUGCACAGAACACCUGUCUUGUGAAAUUGACCCAGCUCGAAUUAAGGACGGAGAGAACAUUUCUGACAAUAUGAAAAAUUUAAAACGUUAUGUUGAACAAGUUUUCCAGAAUAUUGUCCACUCUGGUUUGACAUGUCCAACUAUCAUAUGUGAAGUGUUUUUUGCUCUGAAAGAGGCAGCUCAAGAAUAUUUCCCAGAUAACCCACAGGUACGGUACCAGGUAGUAAGUGGCUUCAUUUUCCUGCGUUUCUUUGCUCCUGCCAUCCUUGGACCACGAUUGUUCGACCUGAGGACAGAUACGCAGGAUGUGUGUGUGAAUCGUACUCUGACACUUGUGUCGAAAGCCUUGCAGGGCCUGGGUAAUCUAGUCAGUUCUAAGUCACUAUCCUUUGGUCUGAAGGAGGAGUACAUGGUUCCUUUAUUCAAGUCCUUCAACGAUUCUGAACAUAUAAAUGGCAUCAGAAUGUAUCUGGAUAUAAUAUCUUCAGCUGCACGAGCUCAUACAAAAAGUGUCGUCAUAGAGGCCCCAAUCGUGCUGAAAGAAGGAUUUCUUAUCAAACGUGCUCAGGGAAGAAAAAAGUUUGGUGUGAAGAAUUUCAAACGACGUUAUUUCUGUUUGACCAAUCAGCACUUCUAUUACUCAAAAAUUCGGGACGAUCCACCCUUGUGUGUGAUACCUAUUGAAGAUAUUCUUGCUGUGGAAAAGCUUCAAGAGGAAUCCUUCAAAAUGAAAUAUAUGUUUCAGGUGGUACAGCCACAAAGAGCUCUCUAUAUACAGGCCACCAACUGUGUUGAAGAAAAAGAAUGGUUGGACAUUCUGACAAAAGUUUGUCACACCAACAGGAACCGAUUAAAGGUGUUUCAUCCUGCUGCUUUUAUCAAUGGUCACUGGCUGUGCUGUAAGGUACCAGACCAGACAUCUCCUGGCUGUACUCCUGUCACAGGAGGACUAUCUGUUGCAGACAUACAAGUCAAUAUUGACUCUGACAGAGAGAUGGAGAGAAUACAUUCCUUAUAUUUAAACUACAUGGAAAAGCUGGAAGCUAUGCAAGUUGAUCUUUUGUCGUCAGAUGCUUGCGCCUCUCAGGAAGUUUACAUGGGAGAUGAGCCAGUUCACCAGCCAUACAUUGAGGACACACAAUCCUGCUUCAAGACUCUAAAUCAGGUGCUGACUUGUGUUAUCAGUCUAGAACAGGAACACAUGCAGUACUGUAAGCUCAAGCAACGUAAUACAGUCAUCGGAUCCAUUGAUACACCAAUAGGAGAUGAGAGCUACUCACAAUUUCCCGGAAAUACUCGUUUGUGA
Molecule: messenger RNA, 2520 nt
Organism: Ylistrum balloti
Lineage: Eukaryota; Metazoa; Mollusca; Bivalvia; Pectinida; Pectinidae
Product: ras GTPase-activating protein 3-like
Exons: 23
Coding region: 1-2520 (839 amino acids)
Biological process (GO): intracellular signal transduction; regulation of GTPase activity
Source: RefSeq, a predicted model, not a curated record